AUGGAUUGGACUGGAGCAAUUGUAAUAGUAUUACUGUUUAUUCUUGCAGUUAUGUUCCUUUUGAAAAAGGGCAGUUCCUGGAAUAACCGCUCCCCCAAUCUCCCCCCGGGACCCAGGACCAUUCCCAUUUUGGGAAAUCUGCACAUGGUGGAUCUGAAGAGGCCUUACAGAACAAUGAUGGAGUUGUCCAAAAAAUAUGGUCCCAUUUUCCGCAUCAGACUGGGAUUCCAGGAGAUGGUGGUGCUGACUGGCUAUGAGACGGUCAAAGAGGCUCUAGUGAACCAGGCAGAUGCAUUUGCAGAGAGAGCCUCUGUCCCCUUUUUAGAGCAUUUUUCAAAGGGCUUUGGACUUGUUUUUUCACAUGGUGAGAACUGGAAAGUGAUGCGACGGUUCACAUUAUCCACAUUACGGGACUAUGGAAUGGGUAGGAGGACCAUUGAAGACAAAAUCAUUGAAGAGUGUAGUGUCUUGACAAAAACAAUUAAGACUUAUGCAGGGAAACCAUUUGAGGUCACAACAAUUAUGACUGCUGCUGUUUCCAAUAUCAUUGUUUCUAUUCUAUUUGGGAAGCGCUAUGACUAUGAAGAUGCUACAUUUCUACGACUUAUGAAUAUAAUCAGUGAAAAUAUACGGCUUUCAGGGAGCCCAAAUAUAUCGCUAUAUAACAUGUUUCCCACACUGGGCUUCCUUUUGGGUUUUCAUAAAAGAGUAAUGAAUAACAGAAAGGAGUUCCAUGAUUUCAUACAGUCUACCUUCAUAGAAUAUCUCAAAAAACUUGAUGAAAAUGACCAGAGGAGUUUUAUUGAUUCAUUUCUUAUUCGACAAAGAGAGGAGAGUAAGAAGAUGACUAAUGGAUAUUUCCAUAAUGAAAAUCUUAAAGCUACUUCGGGCAACUUAUUUGCUGCUGGUACAGAAACAACUGCUAGCACUCUGCGCUGGGCCAUACUCCUGAUGAUGAAGUACCCAGAAAUCCAGAGUAAGGUCCAAGAAGAAAUUGCAAAAGAGAUUGGGGUUCGUCAGCCAGGGACAGAAGACCGAGCCAAAAUGCCUUACACCAAUGCAGUAAUUCAUGAAAUUCAAAGAUUUGCAGAUAUUGUUCCAACCAACUUGCCACAUGCAACCACCAUGGACAUAACUUUCAAAGGCUUCUUCAUCCCCAAGGGUAUGCAAAUUGUUCCAUUGCUAUCAUCAGUGCUCCAUGAUGAGUCUCAGUGGGAGAAACCCUAUGAAUUCUAUCCUGAGCAUUUUCUUGAUUCUGAAGGAAAAUUUGUGAAAAGAGAUGCAUUCAUGCCUUUCUCUGCAGGUCGGAGAGUAUGUGCAGGUGAGAACCUUGCCAAAAUGGAGCUCUUCCUCUUCUUCACCAGCCUCCUGCAGAAAUUUACCUUCCAGAUACCCCCGGGAACAUCUAAAGAUGACCUGGAUCUAACACCUGCAGUUGGAAUUACAACCCCUCCUAUGCCCUACAAGACCUGUGCUAUUCCAUGUUCAUAA
This is a messenger RNA of Protobothrops mucrosquamatus (brown spotted pit viper), 1491 nucleotides long. RefSeq names its product cytochrome P450 2K6-like. Gene Ontology annotation, molecular function: heme binding; iron ion binding; oxidoreductase activity, acting on paired donors, with incorporation or reduction of molecular oxygen, reduced flavin or flavoprotein as one donor, and incorporation of one atom of oxygen. NCBI's taxonomy places the organism in Eukaryota, Metazoa, Chordata, Lepidosauria, Squamata, Viperidae. The transcript has 9 exons. Gene Ontology annotation, biological process: xenobiotic metabolic process. The coding region runs from base 1 to 1491 and encodes 496 amino acids. The record is from RefSeq and is a predicted model, not a curated record. Gene Ontology annotation, cellular component: cytoplasm; intracellular membrane-bounded organelle.